Trichoderma asperellum CBS 433.97 is the source of this 383-nucleotide messenger RNA. Lineage: Eukaryota; Fungi; Ascomycota; Sordariomycetes; Hypocreales; Hypocreaceae. The record is from RefSeq and is a predicted model, not a curated record.
GUGUUUUGUAUGAAUCAACAUGCCGUAUUAUAUUUGGACUACCUUGAGAACAAUGCCGCCCAUAUCUUUUCCCAUCAUUAAACGCUAUUUGCCCUGCCAGUCUAUAUCUUUAUUGUGUGUUCAACUAUCAAUUAUUCAAGCAUUCUGCCGCCGCUGGCAUGACGAUUUUCACAUCAUAUCGAGUUCCAAUCAAUCCGUGGCUUGUCAAAUGUCCGGCGUUGCACGGCAUGACCAGCACCGCCCUCGAUCCAUCACCGUCUUGCGAUGUUUAGGCUUUCCCGACUGACCGUGGCCGAUUGGUUCCUCAAAAAGGAUAAAGAAAAAGUGGCGGAGCGGUGCCGAAGUAAAAAUAGAACAAAGAAAAAAAAAAAACAAAAGAAAAA